CGCUCCGCCCCGCGCAUGCGCAGCAGGACGCGCUGCCGGGACUCCCAACCGCGCAGGCGCCGUACGCAGACAAGAUGGCAGCGCCCGUGGACCUGGAGCUCAAGAAGGCUUUCACGGAGCUGCAGGCGAAGGUGAUAGACACGCAGCAGAAGGUGAAGCUGGCCGACAUCCAGAUCGAGCAGCUCACCAAGACGAAGAAGCACGCACACCUCACCGACACCGAGGUCAUGAUGCUGGUGGACGAGACCCGCAUGUACGAGGGCGUGGGGCGGAUGUUUAUCCUUCAGUCUAAAGGAGUGAUUCAUAAUCAGCUCUUAGAAAAACAGAGAAUAGCUGAAGAGAAAAUUAAGGAAUUGGAGGCAGUUCUUUCACAUGAGCAUGGGAGACUGAAAGUUCACUGCUGCAGAGAUAAAGGGUUGGUUGUUUUCUCCGCCUGGAGUAGCAAAUGCAAUUGGGAAAGCUGUACCUAAGUGCUUGAUUUCCAAUUCAUAAAAUCUUCAUGUGAUCCCUAAACUGCUAUGUCCAGUUGCCCUAUCCUACACAGUAAACUUCUUUGCUCUUGUUCAUGGUGGAGGAAUUAACACUCUGCUCUCAAGCACCGCUGUGCUUCAAGUUCAGAGGCUUGGAAUGUGUUGCAGAUCUUCUUUCUGGUAAAGUUAAAAAGUGAUUGCCUUACAGUGAGCAGACAUCAAAGUUAACAACAGACUUCUUCCCUGGUGCUGCCCGGAGUCAAACAUGCUCGUGCUGUGGCUUCCAUUUCUCUAAUCUUCUUUCUCUAGGAGCUUUGCUGGAGCCCCAAGGCACAAUGGUGGUGCCCCCUUCUCGAUGAGUCUACCAGGGCGUCUCUGGUUGGGUUGGCACUACAGUGUUUUCAUACCCUGAGGGAACAGUUUUAAGCAGGAGAGGUGUGGCUGGAGAGGAGUGCUGGAGCAUGGGAGUUGAUGUUCUCUGGGCAGGUAUGGAUGGACCAGCUCAGCAUGGCCCUCUGCCCCUGGCAUGCUCUCUGGUUUUUACACUGAAACCAUGCAUGGAGGCUGAUUCUGAAGGUGCUUUAACCAUGUGAAAACAAGUCUUGAGAUUUGUGGUGCAUUUUGCAGACCACUCAGCAACCAGAAGAAGGUAGCAAUUGUUUGGCAGUUCCCAAGCUAGACCAAUUUUCAUCUGGGAUUUACAGUGUAGAAGCUGUCAUCCCAUGGUUUACUCGGGAUAGGCCAGUGCCCAGGAAUGUGUGGUGGGCUUUUUAAAUAAACAGGGGAAAAUAA
Messenger RNA from Pezoporus occidentalis (night parrot), 1262 nucleotides. RefSeq names its product prefoldin subunit 1 (gene PFDN1). Gene Ontology annotation, molecular function: protein folding chaperone. Gene Ontology annotation, biological process: protein folding. NCBI's taxonomy places the organism in Eukaryota, Metazoa, Chordata, Aves, Psittaciformes, Psittacidae. Gene Ontology annotation, cellular component: prefoldin complex; cytoplasm. Bases 75 to 470 code for a protein of 131 amino acids. The transcript is spliced from 4 exons. The record is from RefSeq and is a predicted model, not a curated record.